This is a messenger RNA of Syzygium oleosum, 1217 nucleotides long. RefSeq lists its product as uncharacterized. Gene Ontology annotation, molecular function: protein binding. The coding region runs from base 118 to 1056 and encodes 312 amino acids. The transcript is spliced from 6 exons. The record is from RefSeq and is a predicted model, not a curated record. Lineage: Eukaryota; Viridiplantae; Streptophyta; Magnoliopsida; Myrtales; Myrtaceae.
AGUUAUUCUUCAAAGCAAAGCAUAGCGGUCAUGUAAGGCAACUUCAACAAGGCUAGCAACCUCGUAUAUAAGCCAGCAAAUUUCACGAAUCCUCUCAUCGGUCUUUUUGCUCUUCAAAUGGCUAAUCCUGCAUUUGAUGACAAACAAGAGAGAAUGGUGUCGGAUGCUCCACCAGCUCACUACGUGCUCAGGAUACAAUCAUACUCAUUGCUCUCGAAGAACUCUGUUGACAAGUAUGAGUCCGGGGUCUUCCAAGCUGGAGGCUACAAAUGGAAGAUGAUUCUUUACCCAAAUGGGAACAAGAGCAAGAACGUGAGAGAGCAUGUUUCGCUUUACCUGUCAAUGGAAGAAACAAGCUCACUCCCCUCAGGUUGGGAAGUUCGUGCUUUGGUUAGAUUCUUUCUGCUUGACCAGGACAAAGACAGUUACUUGACAAUCCAAGAUGCCAUGAGAAAGGAAUGGCGCUUUCACAGGAUGAAGCUCGAAUGUGGCUUCGACCAAUUUCUUCCUCUGAAGACGUUUAACGAUGUGCAGAACGGAUAUCUCAUGGAUGAUACUUGUGUGUUCGGCGCGGAGGUUUUCGUGACGAGGGAAAAGAGCACUGGCAAAGGAGAGAAUCUGUUGAUGAUAAAGGAUGCAAUCGGUCAGAAGCACGCCUGGAAGGUCGACAACUUCUCAAAAUUGGACGAGGAAUUCUCCGAGUCAAAAGUAUUCAUAGCCGGAAACCAGAAAUGGAAGAUACGGCUCUAUCCAGACGGAAAGGGAAGCGGACUCGGAGGUUUCGUCUCUCUAUAUUUAGUUUUAGCCGACGCGAACACCCUUCCUCCUGGCACUAAAGUAUAUGCAGACUUCUCGCUGCGCAUCAUGGAUCAGCUUCAAGGAAGGCAUUUCUCUGGAAAAGCUAAUCACUGGUUCAGUGCCUCGACCGAGGAGUCUGGUUGGGCGAGAUUCAUUUCGCACGCCACCUUCUAUUACCCCAACAUGGGCACUUUGGUGAAGGACACCUGCGCAGUCGAAGCGGAGGUCACCGUCCUGGGCGUGGUGAACGCGGUAUGAAGCCGCCAUUCUGUUGAGAUUCACACUGUCAAUCAGUAGCAUCGUUGUGAAUAUUCGCAUACCAGCACUGUAACGAUAACGAUACAGACUAUUUCCAGGUUGCUUUAUAUCAGUACAUGACUCAAAAAGAAUAAAAUUAAAAUUUGAACCCUGAUCCGAAA